AUGGGAAUCAAAUUUGAAGGUUUCGAAAAAUGUUUCAAAAUGUCCAUUGAUAGUACUGAUUCUAAUUCACUAGAACAUUUACGAGACGCCAAUGAUAAACGUAAACAACUAGAUGUUAAAAUUGCAAAAGGCACAGUAACUAGACUUGAUAUGAUGAAACAAUUAACAAUCGAAUUGGAAAUAUUAGACACAUUACUCAAAACUUCUAAUAUUAAAAUGAGAGCAAAUGAAUGCUGUGCAAUAAUCAAUAAUGUUAUUUCAACUUUAACCAAACGCAUCAACAACAUGUGGAAUACUAUAUUUCUACUUUUUGUCAUCAAUGAUGGAAUUGAACCAGAAUUCAUUAAUAUUACAAGUGACUAUAAAAUAAAAUCUAACUGCGAGAACUGCAGUAGUUGUAAUACAAUAUACAAAAGUAUCAUGAGCAACAUAAAGAUAAUAUCAACUCAAGAAGAUAAACUUUUUAAUUUUUCCUCGUCUGACUUUAUCAAAAUUCUUCAAACAACAGUGUUUGUCGAUAAGACAUUGAUGAUAAAAGAAUUAUUUGAAAAUAAGAAAAUCAAAGGAACAGCAAUCACGGCUCCCCGGAAGUAUGGAAAAUCAACAAAUUUAAGUAUGCUUAAAUACUUCUUGGAAAUUCAGGUGGACUCUCUAGGAAAACCACUUACAAAGGCAAACGCUGACAACCCAAUUACAGAUACAAGUAAUUACAAAUUAUUCAAAGGACUUAAAAUAAGCAAAGAAGCUAAUAUAAUGAACAAACAUUUUGGAAAAUACCCAGUUUUGUAUGCAAAUUUUAAAAUAGAAAAGUGUAUCGAAUCGUAUGCCUGUGUUGUUGAAGGAUGUAAAGAAGUAAUUCACAAAUCCUUUCUGUUACAUAAUUAUUUAAGAAGAAGUUCUAAAUUGAACCUUCAACAGAGAACAUUAUGUAUGUUAUGGUGCAAUAAUGAAAAUUACAAAAACAUUACGAAUAUAGAUGAAAUUAUAAUUGGUUUUAGUUCAUUGAUUAAAUGUUUAACAAAGCAUUUUAACAAACCAUGUUUUAUUCUAAUUGACGACAUCGAUUUUUUUAUAGUAUCAGUUUCAAAAACAGAGACUAUAUCGAAAGGAUACGGUUGUAUUGUGGGUUUUUUGAGGGAAUGUUUAUCAUUUUUAAAUAACAAAGAAUUAAUUGUUAGGGCAUUUAUAACUGGAAAAUAUAUUUAUGCUAUUAAUGCCAUAGUGCCUUGGAGUAUAGAAAUACGACCGUUUUUUACAUUGCAUGAGUUCACUGAUUAUUAUGGAUUGACUAUAAAUGAGUUGGAAUAUCUUUUCAAAAAAAAGGAAUUUAAUGCUUUGACCGUGACAAUAAAAGAAGUUAAAGCUUAUUAUGGUGCCUAUGUGAAAUUUGAUAAAUGUUCUGAAGCAAAGAAGGAAAUAUAUUGCAUGUGGUCAAUUUUAAAUGUUUUAAAAUGUAAAGCACUUGACAACUAUUGGCGAGAAUUUGGAAAUUUUUUUUGUAACUUUUCAAAUCAAUCCAUUAAAAAUACAAUACAAAAAUUAUUGAUUGACGAAAAUCUGUCUGUUACAUUAUAUGAUAGAACAAUUUCAAGACUGCAUCCGGUUUAUCCUCUACUUAUUGCAGAGUCUGGAACUGCAUGUACGAAAUCUUUAAAUUAUUUUUUAAAUGUGUUAUUGGACUUGGGUUAUAUAACUUGUGUUUCAGCGCAAACACCAAUUACAGACUCAUUUAGUCAUACAGAUUUAGUAUCAUUUGUAAAAAUACCAAAUAAGGAAGUUAGACAAGAUAUUGAAAAUAAAUUAUCACUGCUCUCUUAAAAAUCAUACUUUGUUAUUUAAUCUAAUAAUUUAGGUACCUAUAUUAUGUCAAUUUCUAUUUUUGAUAUUAUCUCUAAGAUAAACGAUAAAAACCA
This is a messenger RNA of Myzus persicae (green peach aphid), 1913 nucleotides long. RefSeq lists its product as uncharacterized. The record is from RefSeq and is a predicted model, not a curated record. The coding region runs from base 1 to 1818 and encodes 605 amino acids. Lineage: Eukaryota; Metazoa; Arthropoda; Insecta; Hemiptera; Aphididae. The transcript is spliced from 5 exons.